CCCAUUUCCCCCUUUGUCACUGUGACCAAAUAGCUAAAGUCCAGGAAGAGAUUCACCAUGUAGUUGGCAGAAACCGCAGCCCCUGCAUGCAGGACAGGAGCCGCAUGCCCUAUACAGAUGCCAUGAUUCAUGAGGUCCAGAGAUUCAUCAACUUCAUCCCCACCAACCUGCCCCAUGCAGUGACCUGUGACACUAAAUUCAGGAACUACAUCAUCCCCAAGGGAACAACGGUAAUAACAUCACUGUCAUCAGUGCUGCAUGACAGCAAGGAAUUCCCCAACCCAGAAACAUUCGACCCUGGCCACUUUCUAGAUAAGAAUGGAAACUUUAAGAAAAGUGACUACUUCGUGCCAUUUUCAACAGGAAAACGGAUUUGUGCAGGAGAGGGCCUGGCACGAAUGGAGCUGUUUCUAUUUCUCACCACCAUUUUACAGAACUUUAAGCUCAAAUCUCUAGUUAAUACUAAGGAUAUUGAUACAACCCCAAUGCUCAAUGGAUUUGCCUCUGUGCCACCCAAAUACCAGCUCUGCUUCAUUCCUAUCUAAAGAAGAGCAGAUUGCCUACCCCAAGCUGUAUUGUUUUCUGUAAGUCUCUAGACCUUCAUUCACCUCCUUCCCCAUCUUGGACAAGAUGUCCUUCCCUCCUCUCCUGUAUUCCCAUUCUGUCACAACCCAGGAAACACCUGUUAACUAUUUUGCAACUUGUUGAAUCACAUUAGAAACAUAUUGCUAUAUUCUAUUCUGUGCAACUGUGUUAUUAUUUCUUUUGCUAAUGUGUAUCUGGCCUUUAAAAUAGAACUUCACUGCAAAUAAUGUAAUAAGAGAAUUCAAGGUCAUUUUCUUCUGUAUGUUUUCAGUAAUAAAUAAGUUUGAUUUGCGCA
Molecule: messenger RNA, 880 nt
Organism: Myodes glareolus (Bank vole)
Lineage: Eukaryota; Metazoa; Chordata; Mammalia; Rodentia; Cricetidae
Source: RefSeq, a predicted model, not a curated record